AUGGAGAUGAAAAUCGAGUUGAACAUGGGUAGUUUCAUCUUCGGACUCAGUGCUACCAUAGUUACAGCGGUUCAGGAAGGUUCACGAAAAGAAAACACCGCUGGCCAUCUCGAUUCGCCGGUCGACCAUCACUUACUCUUUUCUAUCGCCAGCAAGCACAACCCUGAGGCACGUGAACUUCUCCCUUUGUUCCACUGGUCGUGCAUUUAUCUGCAGGGCACCGCGGACGGGGAACGAGAAAGCACUACACCUCUGAAUUUAGACAUGUUCACAUCGGCGUCAGCCACGUCGCACUGCGAACUUUUCCAAUGCACCCUGAAGAUCAGUUUCCAGCUCGACGAACGCUGUCUCAAACGCUGGCUGUAUGACAGGAUCCGGUUUGGCAUUCCGGCAUUACUCCAUUAA
Molecule: messenger RNA, 405 nt
Organism: Soboliphyme baturini
Lineage: Eukaryota; Metazoa; Nematoda; Enoplea; Dioctophymatida; Soboliphymatidae
Source: the annotation of a GenBank genome assembly